ACAUCAAUCACAUUACCAUUUGCAUCUUCCUCUUCCACCUCUGCCGCCUACUGAGCAUACGAGGGUUUUUGCGGUUGCUCUUGAAACAUCUAGCUGCCCAGCCAAAAUGGUUCUCCAAAACGAUGUCGAUUUGUUGAAUCCUCCAGCUGAGCUUGAGAAGAAGAAGCAUAAGCUCAAGCGUCUCGUUCAGUCCCCCAACUCUUUCUUCAUGGAUGUCAAAUGUCAAGGCUGCUUCAACAUAACAACUGUGUUUAGCCACUCUCAAACUGUGGUUGUGUGUGGUAACUGUCAACUGUUCUUGCCAGCCGACGGAGGUCGAGCUAGACUCACCGAGGGAUGCUCCUUCAGGAAGAGGGAGACUGAUUUGCUACACGAAUUGGUCUGAACGUGGUUCAUCUUGUUUUUUUGCUUCAAGAUAAGUUAGCUUAUUGUAGUAAGUUCAAGGAUUUGAUUCUAAGCUUGUUACUCUGGUUUGAUCAAGUAAUGAUCUGAGUUGCAUUUUGAUU
Molecule: messenger RNA, 506 nt
Organism: Hibiscus syriacus
Lineage: Eukaryota; Viridiplantae; Streptophyta; Magnoliopsida; Malvales; Malvaceae
Product: 40S ribosomal protein S27-1-like
Exons: 4
Coding region: 107-385 (92 amino acids)
Biological process (GO): translation; ribosomal small subunit assembly
Cellular component (GO): ribosome; cytosolic small ribosomal subunit
Molecular function (GO): RNA binding; structural constituent of ribosome
Source: RefSeq, a predicted model, not a curated record